UUCAUUUUUUCUUCGUCUUCUUCUUCUUCUUCUUCUUCUCCUCCUCAAUCGCUAUCUUUCAAUUCCAUAUUUCGAUUGCAUUUUUUCACUUUUCAGCUUCGUUUUCCACUCUCUACUUCUUCCCCUUUUUCGUCUAUUCGCGGUCUCCAUCAUCAUUCUGAUUGUCUUUAUUAUUUUUGCCGUUCCUUUCUGGGUUCUUUCCCUUUGUUUGAAGCCUUGACUUUUAUUGAGAUCAGAAUUUUUAUUAGUACAGUUAUGGCUACAGAGGAAGUUCUUGAUCUGUCAGCUUUGAAAACCCAGCUCAGUGAAACAAAUGAAACUUGGAAGCAAGAAAUGGAAAAGCGCCAAUCAGAAGUAGAUGUGUUGCAAGCAAAGCUUAGGGAGGUAAAGGCAUCUAUAGAAGGGUCUGAGGAAGACUCAAGAAAGGAGCUAGAGGUUCUCUGGCGAAGAGUUAACACAACUUCUACAUUGUUAACAUACUUGAAAUCAAAAGCAAGAAUGUUGGCAGUUCCCCAUUUGGCUCAUUCUUCAUGUGGUAUUAAACAUUUAGAAGGGGUAGGGUUAGUUGACAAAAGUGGAACACCACUAUCUGGUUGGUCUAAGAGUAUUGAUCUUUCUUCAUUUGAUGGUACUGAAGAGGAAUCCUUAAUUGGUAUUGGCAAGCCAUGUGGUUUAUUAGAUGAACAAGAUGCAGUUUAUAUUGGUCAAAUACUCAAGUCUGUUCAGAUGGUUUCAGAUGUGAUGGAAGCACUUGUCAAGAGGGUUAUUUUGGCAGAAUCAGAAACUGCUGAAGAGAAGGAAAAGGUUCAUUUGGGUCGGGAGGAAAUUAAGAAGAAAUCAAUACAGAUUGAGAACAUGUCCUCAAAACUGGAGGAAAUGGAACAAUUUGCCGUGGGUACAAAUGGCAUUCUAAAUGAAAUGCGGCAGAGAGUGGAGGAUCUGGUUGAAGAAACGUGUAGACAGAGGCAAAGAGCUGCUGAAAAUGAGCAGGAACUAUGUCGAGUUAAGCGGGACUUUGAGUCUUUGAAAUCAUAUGUCAGUAGUCUCAUCACUGUUAGAGAAACACUUUUGUCAUCAGAAAAACAGUUUCAGACAAUCGAGAGGCUGUUUGAACGGCUAGUUGCUAAGACCACUCAGUUGGAGGGUGAGAAAAUGCAGAAAGAAGUAGAAGUCCAGAAACUUAUGGAAGAAAAUGUGAGGUUGAGUGCCCUUCUUGACAAGAAAGAGGCUCAACUUUUGGCCAUGAAUGAACAAUGCAAGGUAAUGGCAUUGAGUGCUUCACAUAUUUAAUCCAAAUAAUUGUUCAGCCUGGAUAGCAAGGCUUUCAUCUUGGUUCACAAUCCCUAGCCAAGCAAGGCGGCGGCAGUGACCAUGAUUGGUGCGCCGCGGUGGAGGGGGGGAGCAUCAGGUAUUCUGGCAUGGAUAAUGUAUUUGUGAAAACCCUUGUUGUGUAGUUCCAUAGUCUCAGUUCUAUCUGCUACUGCGGAGAGAACUCGCAAGGUUUUUCUUGAUUGGAGUUUAAACUUGGUUUGUGAAUGCUUCCCUGCUUCCGAGCCGUGUAUGUAUGCUUCAAAAGUUGGUAUGUGUCUGCUCUUUGGUGCCUACAUAAAUUUCCCUUUCGUCAGUUGGAUACAAUGCUGCAAAAUCCUUAUAAGCUAUUUCCGGGCUGCAUUCUCAUGAUUCCAGUGGUUGAUCCCUUCUUCCAAAAUGUUAUUUUGGGCUUGUUGGGUAUAAAUGUGCCUUCUGUUUUAUGUUUUUAGAUUUACUAAUUCAACAAAAAUGUGUUUAUGUGUGUGGCAGCCAA
This is a messenger RNA of Benincasa hispida (wax gourd), 1804 nucleotides long. RefSeq names its product polyamine-modulated factor 1-binding protein. Lineage: Eukaryota; Viridiplantae; Streptophyta; Magnoliopsida; Cucurbitales; Cucurbitaceae. Gene Ontology annotation, biological process: response to red or far red light; negative gravitropism. The record is from RefSeq and is a predicted model, not a curated record.